Lactuca virosa is the source of this 2509-nucleotide messenger RNA. The record is from the annotation of a GenBank genome assembly. NCBI's taxonomy places the organism in Eukaryota, Viridiplantae, Streptophyta, Magnoliopsida, Asterales, Asteraceae.
AUGCCGCCUUAUGAGUAUAAUUUUUGUAAGUUGACCCUGCUUCAAAUCAUCCAGCUGCAGCCGUCAUUUGUAGGAUCCAGCAUAGAUAGAGAGGCAGUUGCCAGAAACUCGGAUAAAGCAGAGGCGUUUAAUGAAUGGGUGGCUACAGGCUACUAUGUAUAUCAGCGGAUUAAAGAUCAGUCAUCAGUUAGAAAUAGAAUUACCAAACUGAAGAUGGAAAAUGGAGGAGGCAAUUUGACACAACAGCUGUCUGCCUUGACUAUUGGCUCUAGUGUUAAUGGCUACACCAACACUAAUGGCAUGAACAAGACUGAUGGAUUGUUUCAGGUUAUGAAAGCCGUUGAAGCUGCUGAGGCCACCAUCAAACAACAGGUGGAAGAGAAUCAUAGAUUGAGGUCUGAGCUACAAAAGAAGAUUCAGGAACUUGAAAACUAUAAAUCGAGUGAUACAAAGGCUGAGGAUGAUUGGAGUGAUCAUAGGUAUCUACCUCCAACAAAAAAUAGAGCCAUGAGUCCAACAGAUGGAUCCACACUAGUCCUCAAAAAAGAUUACAUGGGGAAUGCUGUAGAUCCAAUGAUUCAAGUUUCAAGGGAGAGCCAGUUGGAGACUCAAAAUAUAAAUGGGGGCUUUUCUCCUUUGAGGUAUCAACUGGAAGGAGAAUAUGAUCCGCAGUUCAAUGUGUCUGGGCUGGUGCCAAUUUCUGAGGUAAAGAAUGCAGGCAGCUCCAUAAACCAGGCCGUUGUUGACAGUCGAGAUCAGGAGCAAGAGAUUUUGCUGUUGAGAAAGCAUCUUGUUGACUAUUCAAUUAAGGAAGCCCAAAUACACAAUGAGAAGUUUGCUCUUGAGAAACGAAUUGCUUAUAUGCGUCUGGCUUUCGAUCAGCAGCAGCAGGAUCUGGUUGAUGCAGCAUCUAAAGCUCUCUCUUACAGACAAGACAUUAUUGAAGAAAAUAUACGCCUAACCUAUGCAUUGCAGGAUGCACAAGAAGAAAGAACAACAUUUAUAUCAUCUUUGAUGCCUCUUCUUGCGGAGUAUUCUCUUCAGCCACCAGUUGCUGAUGCCCAGUCCAUCGUUAGUAAUGUUAAGGUUCUUUUUAGGCAUUUGCAGGAGAAGCUCAUAGGAAUUGAGACAAAGCUAAAAGAAUCUCAAUAUCAGCUAGCAGCCUGGCGUUCUGAUUCAAGUUUUGCACAAUCACCGUUGUAUUCUUUUGGGGGGAACAAAAAUGGGCUUGAAUUGGUUACACAACAAGCAUACUCUGAUGGACAAAUACCAGUUUCAUCAGACCAUCCAACUCCAAGAGGGUGGGAUGGAGUUGCAGAAACUUCAGAGCCUGAUUCAGGGAGGUAUUCACCUCUUCUAAACAGAAACAAUACAACAACGACAAGUAGUAAAAAUGAGGAAACCAGCAACAAACAAGUUACAUUUAGCGACCCUGUUAGCAGUAAUAAUGAUGUUGAUGAUAAUGAGGGAGGAGGAGAAGCAUUUGUCAAUUGGAAUUCCAAGACCCCCCUUGAAGAUCCCCAGCCCCAGCCCCACUCAUAUUCUCCAUAUUUAGCUCCAGUGCCUGAAAAACCUGAUUCUUCAUACUCUGAAGCUGCAGAUGAUGAUCCAUUACCUGCAGUGGAGUCCCUCCAAAUUUCAGGCGAUGCUUUUCCAGGUCGAGAACUUCAAGCUAGCGGAUACUCCCUCAAUGGAACUACAAGUUGUAAUUUUGAGUGGGUGCGGCAUAUGGAAGAUGGAUCUGUUAGUUAUAUAGAAGGUGCAAAGCAGCCAAAUUAUCUUGUUACCGCUGAUGAUGUUGAUACAUACCUUGCCAUUGAAGUCCAGCCCAUGGAUAACAGAAAACGAAAGGGUGAACUUGUAAAGGUUUUCGCCAAUGAGCACAGAAAAAUUGUCUGUGAUCCUGAUAUGCAUGACAAUAUCAGAAAAGCUCUUCAGACUGGUCAUGCUGAACACCGAUUGUCUUUAUGGACAGGAUUCCUUGAGAUAUGGGAGCCAGUUACAUUAGUCAUCAGAAAAGAUGGAAUUAACAUAAAAGGUGGUACUACUCCCGUCAAUGAAAAGUUUUCUCCCAACACAAGGGUUCAUAUUCCGUGUGGAAAUCCUGUAGAGUUUUCCAUUAUUGGUUUGGGAGGUGUUGAGCAACGGCUUCGGGUGGAGCAAGAAUCAGAUACUAUAAGUUCAAGGGAUGUCAUUGUGCUCACCCUAAGAUACUUUAUCAAUAGGGCUGCCGAGAAAAAAAAGGUGAAAAAGAAGGGCUUAUUUUUUUGACAAGACAAGAAGAGGAGAAAGGAGUCUUUUGUUACAUACAAAAACGACUACCCUUUGUUGUAGUUGUAGUUGUAGGAUCCUUUUUUGGUUUUGGUUUUGCAUUCUUACUUAGAUCUCAUGUUCAUGUGUGCUGCUUUUUUCAACAAUGUGUGUCUAUUCGGGUGAUGUAAUUUGUAUUUAUUUGUGCCACAACCAAGUAACACAUAUUCAAAGCCAGGGAUGCAAUAAUGAGGAGGGU